Messenger RNA from Dermatophagoides farinae (American house dust mite), 1223 nucleotides. RefSeq names its product stomatin like 2 (gene Stoml2). Gene Ontology annotation, cellular component: mitochondrion; membrane. The record is from RefSeq and is a predicted model, not a curated record. Gene Ontology annotation, biological process: mitochondrion organization. NCBI's taxonomy places the organism in Eukaryota, Metazoa, Arthropoda, Arachnida, Sarcoptiformes, Pyroglyphidae.
UCGACAUAGACGAUUUGCCGAUGAUUGCAUGUGGAUUACAUUUGAUUUUUUGUUUUUUGAAUCAGUUUUUUUCGUGAAAUUUAAAUCAUUCGAUAUGAAUUCGGCGACAAGAUAUUUGACCAGAAUUCUUUUGAAACCAGAUGGAUUUGUUUCAUUGCGUCGACCAAAUCGUCUGGCAUUACAAUUCCAUAGUGAACAGCAACCAUGGAAUUUCCAGCAUCAACAAUUUCGUCUUAGACAUUCAGCACGAUUGAAUACGGUUGUGGUAUUCGUUCCACAACAAGAAGCUUGGAUCAUCGAACGUAUGGGUCGUUUUAAUCGAAUAUUAGAUCCUGGACUCAAUGUCCUACUACCAGUUCUUGAUAGCAUCAGUUAUGUUCAAAGUUUAAAAGAGAUUGCCAUUGAUAUUCCACAACAAUCUGCUGUCACAAGUGAUAAUGUCACAUUACAUAUUGAUGGUGUUCUUUAUUUGAAAGUUAACGAUCCUUAUAAAGCAUCAUAUGGUGUUGAAGAUCCAGAAUUCGCUAUCACUCAACUUGCACAAACAACUAUGCGAUCAGAAAUAGGUAAAAUCAAUUUAGAUUCUGUAUUCAGAGAACGUGAAAUGCUUAACAUUGCUAUUGUUGAAUCGAUCAAUUUGGCGAGUAAUUCUUGGGGUCUAACAUGUAUGCGUUAUGAAAUUCGUGAUAUAACGUUACCUGCAAGAGUUCAGGAGGCUAUGCAAAUGCAAGUUGAAGCUGAAAGAAAAAAACGUGCAGCCGUUCUUGAAUCCGAAGGUAUUCGUGAGGCAGAAAUCAAUGUUGCUGAGGGUAAGAAAAAAUCUCGAAUAUUAUCAUCUGAAGCUCAUCUGAUGGAACAAGUCAACGAAGCUAAAGGUCUAGCCGAAGCAACUAGACUAAAAGCUGAAGCUAAAUCAAAAGCUAUUCAUAUUGUUGGACAAUCAUUACGUUCGAUUGAGGGUAGUGAUGCUGCAAGUUUAAAUAUUGCUGAACAAUAUAUCGGUGCAUUUUCAAAAUUGGCCAAAACGGGCAAUACAUUAAUCCUAUCAUCGGAUGCUGGUGAUAUUGCUAAAAUGUCGGCAAAUGCCCUUCAAGUAUACAAAACUUUGUCUCGUCCAGAUCGAAUCGAUGAAGAAUUGGAUGAAGAAGAUCCCGAAGAAUAUUACAGUAAUCAAGAAGAUGGAAAUAAUAAAUAAAUAAAAAAAUAAUUUAUUUUCAUUUGUA